GUGCUCUCCCUCAAUGAUGUCAUGCACCGGAAGAUUCAGUCGUGCUCUCCCUCAAUGAUGUCAUCCACCGGAAGAUGGCCUCCACUCAUCUCGAUCUUGAUGAUGUGAGCAACGAGAUGAGACAGCAUCAUUGGCCACUGCGCCAUCGCAAAAAGGACAGCAGCGGGUUUGACAGGCAUGAAGGAUAUCUAUUGGGUUUGGACAGUUAACCUAACUAAUGAUAGCUUUGGCUCAGCCCCACCACGCCACAAUACUUUUUACCAACGUUGUGGCUCUCACAAUUUUAAAAACUUCUGUCCACCACAGAAAGCUACGACAAUAAGUUCAACAAUCCACCAAAACCAAAAUGCAACGAUCCGUUUUGCUUUCCGAACUCCGUGCUAAAGUCACGGGAGCAUCAGUGGACUAUGUGGGGUCUAUAACCAUCCACGAAGAAUUCUGCGAUGCUUUGGGGUUGCUGGAACGUCAAAUGGUCCACAUUCGCAAUGAACGAACAGGGGUUGACCUAUGGACGUAUGUGAUUCGGGGUGACAACACCCCUGCCGGCACUGUUUGCUUGAAUGGUGCUGCGGCUCAUUUGGUCCAAGUCGGAGAUGUGGUUUCCAUCACAGCUCAUGGGUUGGCAACAACAAUGACUGAAGCAAGCGACAAUCCACGACAAUGGGACGCGGUCCGAAAUGGAGUGACCCAAGUGGUGCAACGCAUGGGAAAACCGUCCGUUACGUGGGCCGACAAUGUAAUGCUGGAAUACGCCCGUGGCAAAGUCCAUCGUCCACGUGUCACAGAAGUAGUGUCGGGAGAGGAAAACAAUGUGAUCUUUCCCGGUUUGAUUUUGGAUUCCGGCGUUGGGCACAAUGAUUGGCGGUCUAUGGUGUCAAUGGCGAAUCUGUGCACGUGGAAUCAACUCGUAUCUCUAAUGGUACAUACGCUGGCAUUCUGGGAGGCGGAGUCUCACGCCAUGCUCCAAACAGGACCAGUCUCAUCAGCUAGUGUCUAG
This is a messenger RNA of Seminavis robusta, 997 nucleotides long. NCBI's taxonomy places the organism in Eukaryota, Bacillariophyta, Bacillariophyceae, Naviculales, Naviculaceae. The record is from the annotation of a GenBank genome assembly.